Messenger RNA from Amoebophrya sp. A120, 435 nucleotides. NCBI's taxonomy places the organism in Eukaryota, Dinophyceae, Syndiniales, Amoebophryaceae. The record is from the annotation of a GenBank genome assembly.
GCAAAACAGGGCCCGGCGCCCGCGGCAAAAGUGGCCCGCCGGGGCAUUGUGUGGCGCACCCACGCGCCGCGGACCGGCCCCGGGCGGCUUACCGCCGGCGCGCGAUCCGCGCCAGGAUUUCGAUUUCCCCCCCUCUAUUCUUUUCCGCAGUUGUUUGGCUCUAGUAUGUUAACAGUCACGGGCAAUGUUUUAGUUUGAGCUGGGCCCCUCAGUCAGUUCCAGAUCAGUGCCAACCUUUGGACGCCAACGCAGGAAAUUUGUCUCCUAUGCCUACCGAGGCCACACGCCGGCAGCAUGUGGCCUAAGCAGCACGCGGCCUAAGCAGCAUGUGGCUGGGGCCGGAGGGGGGGGCGAUUGGAAUCCGAAUCCCAGGCCCGAGCGGCAACGGCGCCCGCGCACCCACAAGCCACGUUCCUGGCCGCCCCCCACGCGGAC